This is a messenger RNA of Centruroides sculpturatus (bark scorpion), 1434 nucleotides long. RefSeq lists its product as uncharacterized. Lineage: Eukaryota; Metazoa; Arthropoda; Arachnida; Scorpiones; Buthidae. Gene Ontology annotation, molecular function: nucleic acid binding. Bases 1 to 1434 code for a protein of 477 amino acids. The transcript has a single exon. The record is from RefSeq and is a predicted model, not a curated record. Gene Ontology annotation, biological process: DNA integration.
AUGGAAUCUGAUGUUGAAGCUCAAGUUAACCUUAUCAAUUACUGUAGCAUUACUCCAAAGAAAUUUGAAAAACUUCGGCAUGAAACAAAAAGAGAUAAAGAGUUACAGUCACUGAUUAAUAUAAUAAAGGAAGGUUGGCCAGAACAGAAAAACAUGAUAGAUCCACUAGUCAAACCAUAUUGGAAGUUUCGUGAAGACCUGAGUGAGGUGAGAGGCAUAGUAUGUAAAGGUGAACAAAUAGUUAUUCCCAAGAGCAUGAGAGCAGAGACAAUUGAUAGACUACAUUAUAAUCACAUGGGAAUCAGUAAAACAUUAUGGAGAGCAAAAGAACAUGUCUUUUGGCCGUUCAUGGAAAAAGAAAUAAUUGAUGUUGUCAGGAACUGUCCAGCAUGUCUAAAGUAUCAAAAUUCAAAUCCGAAAGAAACGCUUAUUAACAGAGAACUGUCCACAAGACCGUGGGAAAUUGUCACAACUGAUAUCUGUCAUUUAUUUGGUAAAGACUAUCUACUAGUAGUAGAUACAUUUUCACGAUUCCCAGAAGUUUAUUGUAUGAAUCAGAACACCACUCAUUCCAGAAUAGUUGAAGCUAUGAAAUCGAUAUUUUCCAGACAUGGCAAGCCAGAAAUUAUAUACUCAGGUAAUGAUACCCAGUUUGUAAACAAACAUUUUCAACAAUUUCUAGAACACUGGGAAAUAACACAUAAGACAAGCUCUCCACGAAACCCUCAGUCUAAUGGUUUUAUUGAACGGCAUGUGCAGACUAUCAAAAAAUUACUUAAGAAAGCAGUCUAUGACUCAAAGGACAUUUAUCUGACCUUGUUGGAAUACAGAAAUACACCUUUAGGUCGAGGUAUUCCAUCCCCAGCACAACUUCUUUAUGGUCGUAGGUUGCGAGGGCAAGUGCCCACAAGGAAUAAUCUCUUGAAACCCAGAAUAGUUGUAGACAAAUUUAGAAAAAACCAUUUGCAAAGACAACAAAUACAGAAACACUAUUUCGACAGAAAUGCUAGAGACCUAACAGCAUUAAAUCCACAUGACCGAGUGAUGAUCCAAAUUGAUAAAAGAAACUGGGAGCCUGGUGAAAUAAUAGAAAUAGACAGAUAUCGACCAAGAUCUUAUAUUGUGCGCAUAGACAAAGAUGGUAAAUACUUCAUUUGUAACCGAAGAUUUUUAAGGAAGUUCAAUGUGAAUAGAUUUAGAAACAUACAGAAUCAUUCAGGCGAAUUGUUGGAUCAACCAAUUGAGGAUGAACAGGCCAGUGAACAAGGGGAAAACAUGGAUAGCAGUAGAGAGAACUUCAGUGGUAGAGAGGAAAAGGACAUGGAGAAUGAGCAGUUGGAAAAUCAGGAGGUGAGCGGCAAUGAGGCUACGGACUUGACAACUCGAUCAGGCCGGGUGAUCCGUAGGCCAUCACGUUUCAAAGACUUUGUGUAA